AUGAUGUCUUAUCUCAAACAGGCCCCGUACGGGAUGAACGGACUGGGCCUGAGCGGAGCCGCCAUGGACCUGCUGCACCCGUCCGUGGGGUACCCCGCCAACCCGCGGAAGCAGCGCCGGGAGCGGACCACCUUCACCCGGACACAGCUGGACAUUCUGGAGUCGCUGUUCGCCAAGACGCGCUACCCGGACAUCUUCAUGCGGGAGGAGGUGGCGCUGAAGAUCAACCUGCCGGAGUCCAGGGUGCAGGUCUGGUUUAAGAACAGACGAGCCAAAUGUCGGCAGCAGCAGCAGAGCAGCAGCAGCAGCAGCGCCAAGGUGAAACCGAUGAAGAAGAAGUCGUCUCCUACCAGAGAGAGCACCGGGUCGGAGAGCAGCGGCCAGUUCACCCCGCCGGCGGUGUCCAGCUCCUCGUCCUCCGCCUCCUCCGCUUCGUCCUCCUCCUCUUCCUCCUCCUCCGUCUCCUCCGGUCUCGGCGGUCCCGGUCUGAUCAGCACCUCUACCUCCGUCACCGCCCCGGUGUCGUCCAUCUGGAGCCCGGCGCCCAUCUCCCCGGCCCCGGCCCCAGCCGCGCUGCCCGACCCCGCCGCCCCCACCAGCGCCUCCUGCAUGCAGCGCUCCGUGUCGUCCUCCGCCGCCGGGGGGACGCCCUCCUACCCGGUGUCUUACAGCCAAACGGCGGCGGCGUACGGCCAGGGCUACCCGGCCUCCGCGUCGGGGUCCUACUUCGGCGGCGUGGAGUGCGGCUCGUACCUGGCGCCCAUGCACUCCCACCACCACCCGCACCACCCGCACCAGCUCAGCCCCAUGACCGGCAGCUCCAUGUCGGGACACCCGCACCACCACAUCGGCCAGACGUCGGGGCACCACCACCAUCACCACCACCCGACGCACCACCACCAGCCGUACAGCGCGCCCGGCCUCGCCUUCAACUCCACGGACUGUCUGGAUUACAAAGAGCAGACGGCAGCGUCGGCCUGGAAACUCAACUUCAACGCCCCCGACUGUUUGGACUACAAAGACCAGGCCUCGUGGCGUUUCCAAGUGCUGUGACUCUCUGUGUUUCUCUUCUUCUAUGCUUUUUGUUGUUGGUGGUUUAUUUUUGAAGAUCCUUCAAACUGAUAGUAGAGACACUUUUAAAAAGUUUAUUUGUGAGCAAACUGAAACGAUGCACAGAUAUCUGGGGCCUGAGCAGAAGGCCUCGGGGGUUUGGCUCUGGCGUCGUCAGCGGAUCGGUUGGACCGGGAUUAUUUUUCUACUCCAGAACUCGAGAAAAACUAAACCCAUUUACAGCUUUUGAAGGCCUUUGAUAGUAAAGAUGUCAGCGGAACCUGCCAGAUUGCGCAGCCUGGGAUCGUCUCAGUGAUCAAUCGGUGAAUUUUCGACUCGGUGGAGAUUUUUGCUUCAAAGAAAAAACAAAAACAUCAAUUCCGGCUGAGAUAUCUGAAAAUAAAAUCAUGAAUUCGACUCUUGAGUGGGCUUUUCUAAAUACCUUUUUGCAAAAACAGGAUGCUGCUAUGAUUUCCAGGUUGCUGAUGUUCAUUUCUAUCUGAUUUCCAACUUGAAUCUUGUUCAGAAACUUGUCGUCCAGACUGUGGGUGUUGUAUUUUGGAGACUGAAUUGCAGCACUUGUUUAUAAGGUGAUAGAUUUUGCUAUUUGUUCUUUGCAGAGGAGAGAAAAUAAAAAUGUGAAUUAGACACGCAAUGUCAGUAUUCCAUUGAAAUUUGAAAGAUGUACAUUCGUGUCUUUAUAAUAAAGUCUUGUUUAAACAUGA
This is a messenger RNA of Xiphias gladius (swordfish), 1775 nucleotides long. RefSeq names its product homeobox protein OTX1 B-like. Gene Ontology annotation, molecular function: DNA-binding transcription factor activity, RNA polymerase II-specific; RNA polymerase II cis-regulatory region sequence-specific DNA binding. Bases 1 to 1053 code for a protein of 350 amino acids. NCBI's taxonomy places the organism in Eukaryota, Metazoa, Chordata, Actinopteri, Istiophoriformes, Xiphiidae. Gene Ontology annotation, biological process: multicellular organism development; regulation of transcription by RNA polymerase II. The record is from RefSeq and is a predicted model, not a curated record. The transcript has 3 exons. Gene Ontology annotation, cellular component: nucleus.